This is a messenger RNA of Marasmius oreades (fairy-ring Marasmius), 840 nucleotides long. RefSeq names its product tRNA (guanine-N(7)-)-methyltransferase (tRNA(m7G46)-methyltransferase) (gene TRM8). Bases 73 to 840 code for a protein of 255 amino acids. Gene Ontology annotation, cellular component: tRNA methyltransferase complex. The record is from RefSeq and is a predicted model, not a curated record. NCBI's taxonomy places the organism in Eukaryota, Fungi, Basidiomycota, Agaricomycetes, Agaricales, Marasmiaceae. The transcript has 3 exons. Gene Ontology annotation, molecular function: tRNA (guanine(46)-N7)-methyltransferase activity. Gene Ontology annotation, biological process: tRNA methylation; RNA (guanine-N7)-methylation.
GACUUAACGUAAACAAACGAUCCAUCGAAGAACUUGGACUACCUUGGGUUUCACCCGCCUUGACAGAACUCAAUGCCAAAACGCAAGCGGACAGCAGCUGAAGCCCUAAAUCCAGACCCUGAAUCAAAGAAACUGCUUCCCCAGAAAAGAUUUUAUCGUCAAAGAGCUCAUGCAAAUCCUUUUUCUGAUCAUGCGCUGGACUACCCAAAAUCACCUCAAAACAUGGAUUGGGAUGCUCACUACCCUGCGUUCGCAGGUACGGGAAGGACCCCAGAGUUUGCGGACAUAGGUUGUGGAUUCGGGGGUCUGAUGAUUGCAUUGGCCCCAUUGUACCCCGAUGUUCUGAUGCUCGGCAUGGAAAUACGCGUUCAAGUGUCACAAUACGUUCAAGAUCGUAUCAGCGCUUUGCGUACGGCCGACAAUAGCCACCAGAAUGUUUCAAUUGUCCGCGCUAACGCCAUGAAAUUCCUUCCCAACUUUUUCCCGAAAUCAUCCCUUUCGGCACUCUUCUUCCUUUUUCCUGAUCCCCAUUUUAAGCACCGGAAACAUAAAGCGCGUAUCAUUUCACCGACACUCCUUGCUGAAUACGCCUACGUUUUACGACCUGGUGGUAUCGUUUACACGAUCACGGAUGUGAAAGACCUUCAUCAAUGGAUGAAAGCACAUCUCGAAGUAUUCCCAUUAUUCGAACCUGUUUCUGAGGAAGCGCUGCGUGCUGAAGGGAAGGGAAAUAUCGUGGACGCCGUGUUUAGAUCAACAGAAGAAGGCCAGAAAGUUGAGCGUAACAAGGGUGAUAAGUGGCUUGCAUGUUUUAGAAGAAUAGAAAUUUCUCGAUCGUGA